This is a messenger RNA of Gadus morhua (Atlantic cod), 10243 nucleotides long. RefSeq names its product a disintegrin-like and metallopeptidase (reprolysin type) with thrombospondin type 1 motif, 7 (gene adamts7). The record is from RefSeq and is a predicted model, not a curated record. Gene Ontology annotation, molecular function: metalloendopeptidase activity. Gene Ontology annotation, biological process: proteolysis; extracellular matrix organization. The transcript is spliced from 24 exons. Lineage: Eukaryota; Metazoa; Chordata; Actinopteri; Gadiformes; Gadidae. Gene Ontology annotation, cellular component: extracellular matrix. Bases 298 to 5790 code for a protein of 1830 amino acids.
CUGCAAACUUUUGUUUGCAAAGGAAAGUUUAUAGCUGUCAGUCUGUCGGGAGGAGACUGAUGGAGGGGGGGAUGUGAAAUGGUAGGCUACAACUGCAUGAAAUCAAAGCGAGACAACGAAAAAUAUCAAACCAUCUCCAUGGACGGAUAUGGACUACCCUCGAAAACGGAGACAUCUGAUAGAACCGUGUAGCCUAUUUGUGAACCGUAGCAAUACGCAACCAAAAAUAAUUCAUAGUUCAGUUAAGGCACGCUUGGUCGUAAUGUGAUGUUGUUCAGAUGUAGCUGACGGUUCGACAUGACUAUCUACUUGAACACCGGGCUUGGACUAGUUUUUUCUCUCAUUCACCUUUUUGUCGCACUUGGUCUUCUUUCUGUCGUGGAAAACACCAAGAUCCACAAAUCAGGGAGUUUUCCCCAGAAGCCUCCAGAAUAUGAAGUUGUUAACCCUACAAGAGUGGACGCCAAAGGUCACUUCCUGUCCAACUUCCUGCCCCACCAUGGGAGCCGCAUCCAGCGACGACAUGUCCUGGAGAAGACGAGGAGCCCAGAGCGGGUCUUCUACCACUUGUUGCACAGAGGCAAUAGUUUGCACUUUAACCUCAGCCUCAACUCCCACUUCUUGGCCACUGGCUUUUUAACAGAGAGGAGGUACGGUGGCCUGGAUGGGGCUAAGCUUCAAAGACACACCCCCUCUCUGUGCCACUUCUUAGGGGAGGUGUGGGACGAGUCCACUGGUAAAGGAAAAGCUGCUAUAAGUACCUGUGAUGGACUGACAGGGCUGUUCACGGUCUCUGAAGAGGAGUUCUUCAUCCAGCCAGUGGAACGGACCUCCAGUGUUUCCGAGGAACCGCAGGCUCAUCUGAUCUCCAAGCGCCACAGCCCCUUGAACCAGAGCCCCGCGGAGCGGCCCGUCUCAGGGACACGGCAGGCUGACAGCAACAGCACCUGUGGCGUCCAAGAUCCUCACGGAGGUCUUGAGGAAACGGAAGGGCAGCGGCGGCGCUGGGAGACCCGGCGCAGCGCCCGCAGAGGGAGGAGGGUUCGCCAGCGCUCGGUCACCACCGAGAAAUGGGUGGAGACGCUGGUAGUGGCUGACCCCAAGAUGGUGGAGUACCACGGGAGCCAGGGAGUGGAGAGCUAUGUGCUCGCCGUCAUGAAUAUUGUUUCCGGACUUUUCCGCGAUGCCAGCAUCGGAAACGCCAUCCAUAUUGUGGUUGUUCGUCUCAUCCUACUGGAGGAGGAGGAGGAGGAGCUUAAGAUCACGCACCAUGCUGACAGCAGCUUGAGCAGCUUCUGCAAGUGGCAGAAAGGACUGAACAUGAAAGGAGACGACCACCCGCUCCACCAUGACGUCGCUGUGCUUCUCACAAGGAAGGAUAUCUGUACAUCCAUCAACAAGCCCUGUGAGACGCUGGGUCUGUCGCAUGUGGCAGGCAUGUGUCAGCCCCACCGCAGCUGCAGCAUCAACGAGGACACUGGGCUCCCUCUCGCAUUCACCGUCGCCCACGAGCUGGGUCACAACUUUGGGAUUCAACAUGAUGGCAACAGCAACGACUGCGAGCCCAUCGGGAAGAAGCCGUUCAUCAUGUCUCCCCAGCUGCUGUACGGCACCUUGCGGCCCAGCUGGUCCCGCUGCAGUCGCCAGUACAUCACCCGGUUCCUGGAUCGCGGCUGGGGCUGGUGCCUGGACGACCCACCACUCAGGAACGAGUUGUCUCAGACUCCCAUGCCCCCGGGGUUGCUGUACAGCGCUGCGCACCAGUGUCGCCUGCAGUACGGACCUCAAUCUCUGCUUUGCGAUGAUGUAGACAAUGUGUGCAGUACAUUAUGGUGUACUGUAGGGAGUACAUGUCAUUCUAAAAUGGACGGUGCUGUGGAUGGAACCAACUGCGGCGAGGGCAAGUGGUGCUUCAGGGGUGAAUGUAUACCAGCCGGCCACAGACCUGAGGGUGUGAACGGAGGCUGGUCGUCGUGGAGCGGGUGGACGGCUUGUUCCCGGACCUGUGGGGUAGGGGUGCUGAGUGCCCACCGGGACUGUGAUAACCCAGUGCCAAAGUAUGGAGGUAGGUACUGUCUUGGUGAGCGGAGGAGGUACAGGACCUGUAACAAGACGCCGUGCUUCAGCGAACUACCCAGCUUCAGGGACCUCCAGUGUGGGCACUUUAACACCAUGGCAUACAAGGGCAACUUCCACAAGUGGGUGGCGGUAAACAACAGAGACUAUGCAUGCGAACUGCACUGCCGUCCACUGAAUGAGCAUUUCUCUGAGAAAAUGCUGGAUGCUGUAGCUGAUGGGACGCGGUGCUCCGAAACCAACACUAGUCGAGACAUGUGCAUCAAUGGUGUUUGUAAGAACGUGGGAUGUGACUUUGUCAUUGAUUCUAAUGCGUUGGAGGACCGAUGUGGCGUGUGCCAGGGGGACGGAUCGACCUGCAAAACAGUGACCAAAACUUUUGAGAAGAGCGAAGGCCUGGGCUAUGUAGACAUCGGGCUGAUCCCAGAGGGAGCACGGGACAUCAGAGUGGAGGAGAUGGCUGCGGCGGGGAAUUUCUUGGCUCUUCGGAGCGACAAACCCGACACGUACUUCCUCAACGGUGGCUGGACCAUCCAGUGGAAUGGAGAAUACAAGGCGGCAGGAACCGUGUUCACGUACGAAAGAACCGGUCACCUGGAGAACCUGACCUCCCCUGGUCCCACAAAGGAGCCACUUUGGAUCCAGCUGCUGUUCCAGGAGACCAACCCGGGGGUGCGCUACGAGUACACAAUCAGACAGGAGUACUCGGAGGACAACACCACUGUCAUGUCCGACUUCUUCUGGAAAUUUGGGUCAUGGACUGAGUGCAGUGCUUCUUGUGGGGCCGGUGUCCAGCGGCAGAUCGUCCAUUGUGUGGAGAGGACCUCAGGGAUAGUGGAGGAGCACUUCUGUGACGCCAUCAUCCGGCCGGAUGAUGAACAGACCAUAUGCCAAAAAGAACAGUGCCCCCCUACCUGGUGGGCGGGGGAGUGGCAGAAGUGUUCGUCAAGCUGCGGGCUGUCAGGCUUGACUAAACGCACAGUGCUCUGCAUCCAAGCAGUGGAUUUGGAGGAACGCCAAGCGUUGCAGCACACUGAGUGCAAACACAUGGCAAAGCCUGAGUCUGUCACCUCCUGCAACACACACGUCCCCUGCCCGGCAGACUGGAUCUCAGGCAGCUGGGCAGACUGUUCGCUGACGUGUGGCACAGGCGUGCACCAGCGUAACGUGACCUGUUCCUGGAACACGGGUGUGGCCUGUGAUUCACACAGGAGACCCCCCGUCACCUCUUCCUGCCAUGUUCGGGACUGUCAAGUCGUUGCCGACAACUUUGGGAGAGAAGACGACUGGUCCGGGAGUGGAUGGACAAGCAAUCAGGGGGUAAACGAGAUCAACUCCAUACCUGAAGUUGGUCAUAGUGCACCAAAGCAAACACCCAGCACCCGAGCUCAGCCCAGGGCCCACAAUGAGCUGGACAACGUGAUCGAGGCAGAGUUCCCGCCACGCCAUCACGUUGAUAAGGGCAACCAACCCAUCGAGAAAAACGUAAAAGUUGACGAUUUCUACUAUGACUAUAAUUUUAUUAAUUUCCACGAAGACCUGGCGUAUGACGUUGUUGACACUGAGAACAGUGUAACGGAGGAGCAGGAGAGUUUACCCAUUCAGCAAGAACACGUGCCGGAACCCACAACAGAGGAAAACAUUGCAAGGAGGCAACCGGCAACAACUACCUCAGCCGCUACUAUUGAAACAACACAGGGUCACACGGGAAACAUUAAAGAGAAGCAAAGCGACACGCCUGAAAAGAUUUCACUAGAUCUGGAAAACAUAGUCUUUCCCGAGGAUGACUACUUCUUGCCAGUCUCUACGAUGACUGCAAGGCCGCCAGUGCCGCUAUCUCCAACCAGGCAUCCACAUUCACCGAAAGAGUGGCAAGUAAGGCGAGGCAGUCCCGAAGAUCCGAGCACCUUACCUGGAUUCGACGUGAACAAGCAGGAACCUGCACAGUCAGAGACACCGCAAGAGGAAUUUAUACAUUCAAAAGGGGGUCUUAAUGCGGAGGAGGAUGGGAACACGCCCGGGACGUUGAAACCUGUAACUGCCACUCAAGGUUAUACGGAUGGGUCCCUGGCCAGUGCUGAGGAGAUUGAGGAUGCUGAUUAUUUUGAACAUCAAUCCUCUGACGAAACUACCAUUGAUGACUCACAGGUUGCGAAUGAUAACACGGAGCCACCGUUACCUUCAACCUCUGAAGAAAUUGCUGUUCGAUUUCAAACGGAAAGCGCACCAGCUUCUCCAGAGGGACCAGAUAAGGGCGCGGCAGAAAUCCCCACAGCUGCUAGUCGCUGGUUUGAUUUGUCAGCAACUUUCCCGACUGCCGUUAUGUCGCAGUAUACAGACUAUGAUAAACGUCUGCGGGAGUCAAACUCCACUGGCCAGGCAAAUCCCAGGCUCACCAACUGUUCCUUUAAGGUCACUGCGUACCCUUCCUCUCAGGAGUCUGUUACGGCUCAUUCAAUCUCAGGACACCAGGAGACCUCUGCCGACACCUUACCAGUUAUUGAAACGCCCUUACCACCAAAUGGAGGCCCUCUGCUUCCGGCACUGUCCAAGCUAACACAUUCUACCUGGCCAGGGUCCACAGAGGAACUGCCAACCCGGCCCACACUGAUUGAAAGAACCGCGCCAGACGGGAGCCCUCUUCGUACCCACCUUGAACCGUCCUCCUCAUACGGCGACGACAAUGAGAUGAAUGUACCUCUGGAGAUACCGAGGGGCAAAAGUGAAACCCAACCUCCAGAGAUCACCCCAGCCACCUCUGUUUCACUCACCCAGGCAGAAACAAUGACCCUGCCGUCCCAAGGACCUGCUGGGUCCGCUCUGUCCGACCUUUCCUCAGGGUCCGUUCCGGGGCCAACAAAGCUCCCAAUUCCGGCCUCCAACCAGGCCACCGCAGCUGCCUACUGGGUCGUCGGCAACUGGAGCUCAUGCUCCACCAGCUGUGGCCUUGGGGCUAUCUGGAGACGACUGGCCUGCAGCACGGGUAUAGACUUGGAUUGUGACCCAGCCAAGAGGCCGGCGCCCGCCAGGCGUUGCUACCUGCGCCCCUGCUCUGCCUGGAGGACAGGGGAAUGGAGCAAGUGCUCUGCGAGCUGUGGAGGAGGCGUGACCCUCCGAGAGGUCCAGUGUUUCGACAUGCGCGACCCCAGGCCUCUCCGGCCAUUCCACUGCCAGGCCAUCUCCCAAAGGCCCCGCACACACAUGCCCUGUAAUGUGCAGCCAUGCCUGGAGUGGUACACCUCAUCCUGGGGCCAGUGCUCAGAGGUCUGUGGUGGGGGGGAACAGCAGCGCAUGGUGACGUGUCCAGAGGAGGGGCAGUGUGACCAGGACCUGAAGCUUGCUCACAUCCAGUCCUGCAACAGCCAGCCUUGUGCACAGUGGCUGACUGGAUCCUGGGGACAGUGCUCUUUGCUAUGUGGGGGUGGAGUGCAGCAUCGCCUCAUCAAGUGCGUUGACACAAGGGCAGAGAUGGAGGACGAAAUGGACCAGGCACAGUGUGAGCCUCAGCCCAUGCCCCAAAGCACCAAGAAGUGUAACUUGCACGAGUGCGAGAGUGCCUCUUCUGGUGUAGUCUGUCUUGGCGAUCAGCUGACCUUCCGUUUCUGCCAGACUCUGCAUUGGCUGGGCCGUUGUCGCCUGCCAACUGUACAGGCACAAUGCUGCAGGACCUGUGGCCAGCGUUCCCGUGGCCAAGGCCGCACGUCUCACCGUUGAGGCAAGAUGUUAAAGCACGUGGACUAGGGUCUCCCGGAGCACCAAGCUGAAUUCCACAGACUCCAUCUGUUCUCUGACCCCCAGACCUCUCGAGGCUUCGUCUACAGCCUCAUGCAUUAGGCAUGAAGUUGUUCAGGCACACGUGAUAGGUGUGCAAUUACUGUGUACCAUGUUUACUCCGUGGCUUUUUGUGAGUCCUGUUUAAGAAUAGUAGUGUAUGGUCGCCUCGAAGGGCCCAAUCAGGUGCUUUCUGUACCAAUGCUUAACAGUGGAAUAACAAGCUGUGGAGACAGAUUACAUAAAAACGACAUGAAUGCAGUUGUUUGUGUAUUUCGCAGCAUUGACGUUUGAAAGGUUUGCUCUCUGGGUAUUUCAAAUAAUUAUAUUUGACUCUAUUUUCUGCAUUACAGCAUUGGAACUAAUGUAGCCAUCUCAUUAUUGCAGUGAGCAGUUGGAGUAAGCAACUCAACCUGGGUUAUUCAGCAAAGUGGUUCUACACAAUAUGUGGUACAGGUCUUACGGCACAGCCCACAGAUGUCUCUAAUGUAUUUUCGAAGCCUUCAAGAAGCGGCUCCAUAUGUUUGACUUAAUGACUUAUAGGUUUUUUUCUUUGCAUGGUUUUCCUAAAUGGAAAUGGAAAAAUGGUGCUGCAUAAUACCAUUUUGGUGCUAAAGAGUACUAAGCCUUGGUUUGGCCUUUCAUCUACUUGAAUAUUUUUGUCUUUUACUAUUCAAUUGUUACUAACUGUCCAACCUUAAUAGGAUAUUGAUUAUUCGGAAGCAAUUACAAAAUAAAUAUAAGAAUAACAAUACAAUAUCAAAACGCUGUCACUAUCCAAAAUAUGCGUUAUGUUCUCAGUUUUUACAAAAGCCUCAAAUCAAAUUGCCGACUCAAUCAACACGUUUAAUUUAGUCAUUUUACUUUUUAUUUAUGGAGCUCUUUAAAACGAGGUAAUUACAAUCAGCACAAUUUUUUUGUUUCAUGUCCAUCAAAUAAUCAUCAUUCAUUCAUAACAAUCAUUGGGUAACCUUGGUUCCCACCAAUAACCCACUUAAUUGUGAAUAACUACAGGUAAAUUAUCAUUUAUUAUAUUGAGUAAUUUAAUUGUGUUGUUGAUUUGUGUUACUGAGUUAUUAAUAUUUAACAACUUAGAAACAACUGGAGAUUGAUAUUUAAUAGCAACAUGAUAAUUUAACAUGUUGACAUUCAUCUAAAUGGGUCAAUUAUGCAUGUGGUUGCCAGUGGUUAAUUCACACUUAAUAUUAAUCUGCUUCUAUGAUGACAAGAGCACAAAAAAAAACAGCAUCAAUAACCUUAGAGUUCAAUAUCUGCCUAUUUGAGGAUUGGAACCCGAAUGAUUUUUUUUUUGUAUGCAGCUGCAUUUGUUGUGACCUUGAAGCCACUAGGGAAAAGGAUAAAGUUUGUAGAAAAUACACUACAAAUCUGACACACUUUUACAUUUGGUAAAAAUAUAGACAAUCAGUAGUUUAGUAUUAUGAAAACAUUUUUUUUAACAGAUAAUGCAAAAUCUUUUCUCAGGUAUUUGGACAAAAAACACACUUUUUUGUGGUUAUUUUAUGUCAUGCCUAAUAUGGAGAGUGAGGCCUUUUGCCAUAUACUUGCCACAGAUCUUUUAUAAACACAUUAAAGGGUUCUCUCUGCACAAAUUUACAGUUCUCAAAACUGUCUUGAAAAACUCAAAAUAAAUCACCUUUAGUGGAUCUAACUAACUUUAUUUUUUCCUUAAAAAUUCCAUGGCAUGCUAUUUUAUGAAUGCUUUUAUAUAGCUAUUAGUGGGCCCCUAAUACAGUACUUGAAGACAUUCAAGAAUUUCAGCCUUGGUGCAAAAUUACAGCCUCUACGAGCCAGUCCCACAUUGAGCUUUCCUUCAAACGUACCGUUUUUUAGAGGCGGGUCAAGGAGGAGGGUGGGGGUGUGGCCCUGUGCAGCUUGUGGCCACGGUACCAUGCGCUCUGUUUACAGUGGAUGGAUCGCAAUGGCGAGGCGCACACAGCUUUUGGCCUUAUGUAAAUAUUCUUGAACACUCUGGGUGCUCCGGCAGGUGUCCUGGAGCUCUAUAUCUAAAUAAUAUCAUUUUAUACAUAGAUAUCUAUAUCAUAGAAUAUAUAUUAUCAUCGCGGCCAAAAGCUGUGUGCGCCUCCAGACGAUAUUAUGAAUCGCAAACGACUGGGUCUGGUUCUUCCCCAUCAAUCUGAAGUACAGACUGAACCGCGACGUGGAGGAGAAAGGGAUUGUUGCCGUGUGUGGACUCCCGGUACUUCCACAACGAGGCUCGUAGUGGGGGUUAUCUCGGCCAUUGUUGAGAAGGAAUGGGGGGAAAGGAACGUUGGCUUUGACUCCCUGAAGUCCACAUUGAACCGCAACAUGGACGAGAAAGGGAUAGUUGCCCGGAUUGUCUCCCGCCGGGGCUCCUCUGCAGGGGCUCCUCUGCAGAGGCCCCUCCGUCGGGGCCCCUCUGUCUGGGCCCCUUCGCUGGAGUACCGGCGGAUAUCAUAUUACGUAGUUAUACUACAUUCUGGUGUGACACUGGGUUUAAGGGACGUGUUUAGUUUGAGUUUGUGAGGGGAUCUGCUGCAAAGAUCUGAUCAUUCUGAUUAUUGUUUUGACGAAUCCACUACUACUGCAUUGUGCAGCCCGCCCCCCCCGUCUUAAGUCGAAAGAAAUCUCCAGAUUGAAAUGCAUUGGUUUAAUAUUGAAUUAGUUAGAUAUUGGAAUAUCUAUUAUAUAUGUAUGGGAUAUUGCCCGACGAGGUGUCCAUUAUCAGGAAUUAUGGACGCCGCGGAGGCGUGAACCGUCCGACGCGCAGCGCGAAGUCCAUUAAUUCCUGAUAAUGGACACCUCGAAGGGCAUUACCCCCUUAUACCACGGUCACUUGCCAAAGAAAAUAAAUUAAGACCACAAUACAAUCCAAAUAUAACGUUUUUCACAAGCCAUAACUUUGUUUCCCUGGCAACGCCUGAGGGUUUGACUAAUUCCUGCAACAACCAUUACCCUCACGUAAGGAUCAUAUGCAACUGAUCGUGGUUCACUACUCCACUAAUUAGGACGGACAUUAGCUACGACUUGGCAACGGGAGGUAUUCUAGUCCGUCGGCUUUGACUGCGUUCUUGUUGCUACGGUUAGUCAUUUUUGAGACGGGCUGAUACGAUACGCCAGCUCGCACAUUAAUUGAGAACGGUGAACAGACAAUUUGACUGGAACUACUUAGCAGGUGUCCGUAUAUCAGGAGUUAAUGCACACCCUGCAGCCAAUCAGAAUCGAGCAUUCCUCCAUACCGUGGUAUAAAUAUUUAUAUAAAUAUAAAAUUAUUUAGUUAUAAUAUAAGUAGAACAUGUAGCCUUUAUAAAAUCGCUACAACAAGAUCUGUGUCUCACCAUUGACAAUGGAGGAAGGCAUUGUUGCCGAGGUGUCACCGCCUCGGCAGAGGGCAGUGAGGCUCCGGCGGGAGACAAUCGCGGGCAACAAACCCUUUCUCCUCCAUGUCGCGGUUCAUGUAGGUUACUUCAGGGAGACAAAGCCAAAGUUCCUUUCCCCCAAUUCCUUCUCAACCAUGGCUGAGAUAACCCCCACUACGAGUCUCGUUGUGGAAAUACAAGAUACGUCACUGAACCCGACAUGUUAUGCUCCAACAGCAGAACAGUAAUCCAUAUAACAAAGAAGUGUUGCAUUACAGUGUUCCCCCACGCACACACACAUGUGGCGCUCGCACGGUCGUAGCUCAUUGUCUCAUUGGCAGGCCAAAUUCUCUGGGCGGCCAAAGCAGAGAAAGGGGAGUUAACAUGUCCCCGGAUAACGACAUUCAGGGAAAUGUCCAAAUCGGCGGGAGCAGGAUACCUAGUGCUCGUUUUACACCUAACGCCAUUUCUAUACUGGGGAACCAUAGGCAGGCUAGGGGAACUCAUAUUAAUGUUAGAGAACCUCAUAAAGUGAAAUGUUAAUGCCAUGGGACCUUUAAGUAGAAAUAGUCCUAAUGAGCUUCCAGAUUUUGUACAGGUUCAUCUUAAUUCACAGUUGUGGUGAUUCUACCAAAGUAAACAAUAGAGAACAUUACAAAGCAGAUUCACAUUCACUCAACCUGAAUUUGCCUGUAACCUAUAGCCUCUUCAAAUGUUUUUUUCGUUUUCUCUAUUGUACUUUUUCUAAUAGAAGCUAGUCAUUUGGCUUGCACUGAGGUGUAAAGACAAUGUAAAAGGCUUGUACAGUGCUUAUUAACAGGUGAAGUAUACUGUGAGACAAAAGGCUUACCGUGUGGUAAGCCAUGCAGUAAUGGGUGACGUUAAUGUUUCUUUAUCAGUUAUGUUUAAUUUUUUUUUCAGCAUUGCACUAGCCAUGUUUAUACAACUCUUAAUAAAGCAAAAUGAAAUGUUUGGUAAUAAAGCAUGGAAUAAUUUCAAUGUUUUAUUAAAACGACAAUCAUAUGCAUAUUAUUAUA